Molecule: messenger RNA, 330 nt
Organism: Rotaria socialis
Lineage: Eukaryota; Metazoa; Rotifera; Eurotatoria; Philodinida; Philodinidae
Source: the annotation of a GenBank genome assembly
AUGCAUCGCCGUCCUAACGGAGAAGUACCGCAGUACUACUAUGCAGCUAUCGAAGUCCGUGUUGCCAUGACUGGCUAUUAUGGCAUCACGAGCACUAGUGAUGCCGACACAUAUGGCUCAAUCUAUACCGACAAUUUCGAUCCGGCUUUUCCGGACCGGAAUUUGCUCGCAAAAAAUGAUGAUGACUUUGGCAAUGGGCAAUUUAAGCUUACAGUGUUUCUGAAAUCUUGGAAUAGGUAUGUUUUAGUUGCGACGACAUUCAGUCCGAAUGUAACGGGAACAUUCGAUGUCAACACAUCUGGUCCAGGAUCUGUUACUUUUCGUUUUUGA